Messenger RNA from Ostreococcus lucimarinus CCE9901, 837 nucleotides. RefSeq lists its product with no specific name. Gene Ontology annotation, cellular component: membrane. Gene Ontology annotation, biological process: transmembrane transport. NCBI's taxonomy places the organism in Eukaryota, Viridiplantae, Chlorophyta, Mamiellophyceae, Mamiellales, Bathycoccaceae. Gene Ontology annotation, molecular function: transmembrane transporter activity. The record is from RefSeq and is a predicted model, not a curated record. The transcript has a single exon. The annotation marks the transcript as partial.
CUCGCGCUCGCGCAGGUCUGCGCCUUCGUCAACGCCGUCUCGGCCGCGUCGUCGACCGCGCUCGAGCGCGCGGGGGCGACGAUGCCGGCGUGGCAGACGACGUUCGCGUACGCGCUCGUCGGGACGUGGUACGGGGGGCGGUUUUACGCGCGCGCGCGCGAUGGGAAGGCGCGCGGGCGCGACGCGCGGCGACUGGGCGCGUACGCGGCGUGCGCGUUCGCGGACGUGCAGGCGAAUUACUUCGUCACGCUGGCGUUUCGGUACACGUCGAUGACGAGCGUGUCGCUGUUGGACAGCGCGACGAUACCGUUCGCGAUGGCGCUGUCGACGGCGUUUUUGGGGGCGAGGUACGCGAGGACGCACGCGGGCGGCGCGGCGAUCGCGUUCGCGGGGCUGGCGGCGUUGGUGCUCGGCGACGCGUCGGCGGAGGCGACGGGGGGAGGGACGAACAGGGCGCUCGGGGACUUUUUAGCCAUCUGCGCGGCGGCGAUGUACGCGACGUCGAACGUGCUGGUGGAGGCGUUUCUGCGGGACGCGGACAAGGUGGAGAUUUUGGCGCACGUCGGCGUGAUGGGUUUCGCGAUUAGCGGCGCGCAGUGCGCGUUAUUAGAGGGGAUGAAGAUCACCCAGCUCAAAGCUCUGGGAGCGAUGGGCGUUGGCUUCUUCGCCACCUACGCGCUGUCGCUGUUCGUCCUGUACACCUUCGCCAUGGACGUCCUCGAGCGGUGCGGCGCGUCGGCGUUCAACGUGAGCAUGCUCGCGAGCGACGUGUGGAGCGUCAUCCUUCGACUCAUUUUCUUCGAAGGCUUCGCGUCUUUCUCCGCCGUCAUCGCCUUU